AUGAUUUCAAAAAACAAUCUUGAAUUCUUUGAUUAAUUUCUAUCGAUAUUUAUCUUGGAUAAUAUGUAGGAAUUUAAAAUUGAUAUUAUGUUGACGCCUUAAUAAUUAGGUAUUUAAUUUUGUGAAUAAUUUGGAUUAAACUUAAAUAAUUUACAAAAAGUUGCUUAGAAUCUGAUAAGAUUUAUUUAGGCAGCCUCAGAGAAACCUCAAUACAGUCAGUUGACUAAAUGUUAUGAAAAGUAUUUUGGUGAGAGAGAAGAGAUGGGUUUUCCUUUCAAAUCUUCAUAUGAGUUAAGUGAGUUUUUAGUUGAAAAUAAAUUUAAAUUUAAGAAAUCAAAAUCAUAAAGCAAUUUGGUUUCCAUGUAAAAAGAAAACCUAUAAUAAAUAUAAAAAAAUAAUGUAAUAAUUUAGCAACCGAAUAAGUAAUUGUUCAAAAAUCGUUAAAAUUUUGAUGAAAAAAAUAGAUUUGAAAAUUUAUACAUUUAAGGAAAACUUAAGUAAAUUGAAAGAAAUAAAAGCAGAUAAACACAUAUAGAUAAAUUAGAUGUUAUUGAUGAUAAUUGUACUUUUAGACCUAAUACAAAGAUAAAUCGUUAGAAUUAAUAAUCUGAAAAAAUAAAUCUAUCAACAUAAUUGAAAUAGGAAAAAUACUAUAAAUAAUUGUUUAAUUAUCUAGACAAUGAUAAGGAUGGAAUGAUUUCCAAGAAUUGCAUCGACAUUAGUAAAUUAAAUCUGAAUGAUGUGAAGUAUUUAUAAGUGAUUAUUAUUUAAGCAAUAUUUUGGAGAUAUUGUUGAAAAUUGA
Molecule: messenger RNA, 802 nt
Organism: Paramecium sonneborni
Lineage: Eukaryota; Ciliophora; Oligohymenophorea; Peniculida; Parameciidae
Source: the annotation of a GenBank genome assembly